This is a messenger RNA of Oncorhynchus masou masou (cherry salmon), 3375 nucleotides long. RefSeq names its product NACHT, LRR and PYD domains-containing protein 14-like. Gene Ontology annotation, biological process: intracellular signal transduction. The record is from RefSeq and is a predicted model, not a curated record. The coding region runs from base 1 to 1128 and encodes 375 amino acids. The transcript has 6 exons. Lineage: Eukaryota; Metazoa; Chordata; Actinopteri; Salmoniformes; Salmonidae. Gene Ontology annotation, molecular function: protein binding.
AUGUAUCUGAAUAUGCUGUCAGGCUGUCAAGUCACAGAGGAAGGCUGUGCUUCUCUGGUCUCAGCUCUGAAGGCAAAUCCAUCACACCUGAGAGAGCUGGAUCUGAGUAACAAUGACCUGAAGGAUUCAGGAGUGAAGCUGCUCUCUGCUGGACUGGGGAAUCCCCACUGUAAACUGGAGACUCUGAGGCUGUCAGGCUGUCUAGUCACAGAGGAAGGCUGUGCUUCUCUGGUCUCAGCUCUGAGGUCAAACUCCUCACACCUGAGAGAGCUGGAUCUGAGUAACAAUGACCUGAAGGAUUCAGGAGUGGAGCUGCUCUCUGCUGGACUGGGGAAUCCCCACUGUAAACUGGAGACUCUGAGGCUGUCAGGCUGUCUAGUCACAGAGGAAGGCUGUUGUUCUCUGGUCUCAGCUCUGAGGUCAAACCCCUCACACCUGAGAGAGCUGGAUCUGAGCUACAAUCACCCAGGAGACUCAGGAGUCAGACUGCUCUCUGCUGGACUGGAGGAUCCACACUGCAGACUGGAGAAACUCAAUGUGGAACAUGGUGGAGAGUACACAAUGAAACCUGGCCUUAGAAAAUAUGCCUGUGAUCUCACACUGGACCCAAACACAGCACACAGACUCCUCUCUCUGUCUGAGGAGAACAGAAAGGUGACAUGUGGGAAGAAGAAGCAGCCGUAUCCUGAUCACCCAGAGAGAUUUGAGGUCUGCAGACAGGUGCUGUGUAGAGAGGGUCUGACUGGGCGCUGUUACUGGGAGGUAGAGUGGAGUGGGGGAUGGCCUGUUAUAGGAGUGACAUAUAAAGGAAUCAAGAGGAGAGGAGAGGGUAAGGACUGUGGGCUCGGAUGGAAUGACAAGUCUUGGAGUCUGUUCUGCUCUGACAACAGUUACACUGCCAGGCACAAUUAUAAUACCACUCUCAUAGACGUCCCUUCCUCCAGCUCCCACAGAGUAGGAGUGUAUCUGGACUGGUCAGCCGGCACUCUGUCCUUCUACAAAGUCUCCUCUGACACACUGACCCACCUGAACACAUUCUACACCACAUUCACUGAGCCCCUCUAUCCAGGGUUUUGGGUUUAUGAUGACUCUUCAGUGUCCCUAAUCAAACACAACACGCUAUUUUAAUAAAAUAUGAAAUAAGAAUAUAAAUGUAUUAAUAUAUAACUCUGUCUCACACACACUGGAAACACACACACACAUAGACACACAUACUGGACACACACACAAACUGGACACACACUGGAUACACCUGGACACACUGGACACACACACAAACUGAACACACACGCAAACACACUGGACACACACGCACAUUGGACACACACACACAGGACACACACACGCACACAGGAAGCACACACACACACACAGGACACCCACACACAGGACACACACACACACACAAACUGGACACACACACAUGCAAACACACUGGACACACACUGGACACAAACUGGACACACACCCGACACACACACUGGACGGACACACACUGGACACACACACACUGGACACACACAAACAGACACUGGACACCCACACAUGACACACACACACCUUGUGCACACACACAUACACUGAAUACACACAUACACCAGUUUGGGCCAUUCUAUUCCUGUAAAUACACUGAACAAAAAUAUAAAGGCAACAUGUAAAGUGUUGGUCCCAUGUUUCAUUCCGCUGAAAUAAAAGAUCCCUGAAAUGUUCCAUACACACUAAAAGCUGACAUGGUUUACAUCCCUGUUAGUGGGCAUUUCUCAUUCACCAAGAUAAUCCAUCCACCUGACCACUGUGGCAUAUCGAGAAGCUGGUGUCAUGUGGGUGAGCGGUUUGCUGAUGUAAACGUUGUGAACAGAGUGCCCCAUGGUGGCAGUGAGGUUGUGGGUAAUCAUAAACUACGGACAAUCAGCACAAGUGCAUUUUAUCAAUUGCAAUGUAUAUGCACAGAGAUACCAAGAUGAGAACCCAUUGUCGUAUCAUUCCUCCGCCUCCAUCACCUCAUGCAAGGAUCUAUACACAAUUCCUGGAAGCUGAAAAAAAUCUAUAUAUUUUCCAUGGCCUGAGAACUCACCAGAUAUGUCAGCCGUUGAGCAUGUUUGGGAUGCUCUGGACAGACGUGUACGACAGCGUGUUCCAGGUCAUGACAAUAUCCAGCAACUUUGCACAGCCAUUGAAGAGGAGUGGGACAGCAUUCCACAGGCCACAAUCUACAGCCUGAUCAACUCAAUGUAAAGGAGAUGUGUCGCAAUGCAUGAGGCAAAUGAUGAUCACACCAGAUACUGACUGGUUUUCUGAUCCACAAUCCUACUUUUAUACUAAGGUAUCUGUGACCAAUAGAUGCAUGUCUGUAUUCCCAGUCAUGUUAAAUUCGUAGAUUAAGGCCUAAUGAAUUUAUUUUCAAUUGAAUGUAACUCAGUAAAAUAUUUCAAAGUGUUGCCUGUUGCGUUUAGAUUUUAGAUCAGUAUAAUACAAAUGAGCAGUUUAAAAUGUUUUAUGUUUAUGAUGUUAGUAACAUGAAGUCAUUCCAUCCUUUCACUAAAUGGUAGUAACACUAAGUCAUUCCAUCCUUUCACUAAAUGGUAGUAACACUAAGUCAUUCCAUCCUUUCACUAAAGAUCUAAAGUAACUUUUUAUUGACAGAUGCCUCAUGUCAAUGUUCUAGAUUUUGAUGAAAGGAAAUUCCAUAUAACCUACUGGACAGGACUUUGCUAUGGCAACUUCUGUUUGGGUGUCUCAGGACAGGACUUUGCUAUGGCAACUUCUGUUUGGGUGUCUCAGGACAGGACUUUGCUAUGGCAACUUCUGUUUGGGUGUCUCAGGACAGGACUUUGCUAUGGCAACUUCUGUUUGGGUGUCUCAGGACGGGACUUUGCUAUGGCAACUUCUGUUUGGGUGUCUCAGGACAGGACUUUGCUAUGGCAACUUCUGUUUGGGGUGUCUCAGGACAGGACUUUGCUAUGUCAACUUCUGUUUGGGUGUCUCAGGACAGGUCUGAGCCAUAAUCAGAAUGUGUCUCUGUCUCCAGCCCUGCCAUUUCUACCUGUCCUGAUCUAGUGUUUGACCCCUGACCUCCUCACACCGUUUCACUGUCCAUGUCUGCUUUUAGCUCCCACCUCUACUUCACUGUGUUAUAAUGGACCUUAUGCUUGUUAUGUCACCUCUGUAACCAGCUAUCAAACAUACUGACCUUUCUGACUCUAUCCCAUGGCCAUAACUUGUAGAACUGAACAUUUAAAUUCCUCUAUGAGUUUUGUUUAGUGUCCAUUUACUUAUUUAUGUAUGUAUUUGUUGUAUAUGGGGGUUGUGCUGCAGAGCAUCAUGGGUGUUUGUAUGUGUUGAGAUGAUCACGUUCCAGAUAAAUGGUUGAACUGA